Acanthoscelides obtectus is the source of this 1974-nucleotide messenger RNA. Lineage: Eukaryota; Metazoa; Arthropoda; Insecta; Coleoptera; Chrysomelidae. The record is from the annotation of a GenBank genome assembly.
AAGCGCUUUAUGUAGCAAUAUUAAAAAUCCGAUAUUUGAACCAAAUGCGUAUUUCCUAUGAGAGUUUUCAACAAAAUAGGUGGUACUUAUUGUGAGACCCUCGUAGUCCUAAUUUCACUGACGAAACAAUUUUUAGUUGAUGCUAUUUACAAUCUAGGUCGCCUUUAAUCUCUGAUUUCUCAAAUGUCUAGUUCUGUAGUUCCAUGUCAAAGCUUUAUUUAUGUUUUUCUAACCUCCAAUUAAAAAGCCGGAAAAGAGAUUGUUCAAAUGUGCGACUGCUAAAUCAUUUUUCUUCACAUAAAUUUUAACAAUACGCUGUCGAUUGCAACAUUAAUGUUGGUCACAGUUUACUUAUCUUCGAUAGAUCUGCAACGUGGUGUGCAACUACAUGUUUACCUUGGUGCAAUUGCCUGAUCAUGUAGAAUAGUCGACGAAUAGAGGCAAAAGUUUUUUCAAAGUAUGAAUAAUAAAUUGUUAACUGGUUUACGUACAACAAAAAUUGAAAUUUCUGUUUACUUCUUUGUAUGGAUCACAGCAAUUAUUUAUUCAAUAUACAAAUUUUCAUUGUCCUGUGCUGACUUUUUUCAGGACCAUAUUGAUGAAUAUGGAGAUUUUGAGGAAGGUGUACCUUUCCUAUCUGCCAAAAGAGAUAAAGCUGAUUUUGAAUGGGAAUCUGUACUGUAUUUUCUAAAUUUCAUUUAUCCAUGGGGAAUUUUACACCUUUUUAUAACUGAGUUUAUUACAAAAUGUAAUUUCUCUGUGAAGGUGACAAAAAUCAGCCAAAUCUUAUUUACUUCAUUUUAUCUGACAAUCAGUGGAGGAUCAGUAUUAUUCACCCUUCUGCUGCUUCAACCUGUGAUAUUUUAUGUGACACAUUGUAUAAAUGCCAAAACAAUAUUCAAGUGGAUAUGCUCUUUAAUUUCAUUGGGACUGAUAAUAUUAUACAAGAAGGACUACACUGCAACUGUACAAGAAGCUGCAGGUGUAAAUGAUUACCAGAUCUAUUUAUUCACACUUAGUCUCAGUUGGAUGAAUCUCAAAUGUACAAGUUUUUAUUUAGAGGAGAAGACUGGCAAUAUUUUAGACUUUUUCAGCUAUUGUCUUUAUUUUCCUACAAUAUUUAUGGGACCUUUCAUAUUACAUGAGGAUUUUAAGGUCAAAUAUAGCCACUACACACCAACAAAAAUGAGAGUAUGGUGCUUUAUAAAGAAUGUUUUGAUCACCUUAUUUUGGUUUUUGUUUGAAGGGGUGAUGUUGCAUUUUGUGUAUGUUAAUGCAGCUGCAUUCCAUCCAUUGGAGUUUUUGCAGAACCUUGAGAGUUGGGCAUUUUAUGGAUUUGGCUAUGCCAUGGGACAACACUUCCACAUCAAGUAUGUUGUGAUUUACGGCCUAAGCACAAGCCUGUCAUCAUUUGAAAAUGUAAUGGUACCGCAUUUGCCAAGGUGCAUUGGAAGGAUACAUUUAUAUUCUGACAUGUGGAAAUAUUUUGAUGCGGGUCUCUACAAAUUCUUAGUGAAACACAUCUAUAUCCCCAUUGUAAAAUUGACGUCUCUUAAGCUUCUGGCCAGCAUGGCAACAUUCGGUUUUGUGUACAUUUGGCAUGGUACUGCAACAUAUAUUCUUAUAUGGUGUAUCCUCAAUUAUAUAGGAAUAGUCCUAGAGCAGACAUGCUCUCCACUAUUAUCAGUCAAGAAGUCGGAGGGGAUCAAGUUUUUUCUUGAUUGGCCAAGAAGAAUGAGAUGCUUCUUUGGUGCAGUAUUAUUGGCUGUAUCGGCCAUAUCCAAUUUUUAUUUUUUUGGAGGGAAGAAUAUCGGAGAUCUAUUUUUCAGAAGACUAUUUGCAGACAAUUUACCCAACACCAUCAUACUGCUAUUUAUCCUUUACUGUGGUGCUCAAGUGUCUACCGAAUUAUGUCCAGUACAUGCAAGAAAAUGUGAUAAUAAUCCAAUAAAAAUGAAGUAUUGACAAAAACAA